UGGAAUUUAUAUCGCCGAAUAUGGACCGAAUUCUAACGAGAACAUUAGGCCAAAAUAAAAAAUUAAUAAUAAUAAAAUUUCCUUAAAAGUUCAUUCCGCCAUUGCCGAUUUCUCAAGUUCAAUCAACCGUACAAGUGUCUGUUUCAACCUUCUCUUCCGCAAUAAAGGUCCAUUUCCUUCUCUCCUUCACACACUCAGCUGUUAAUCUCUAUUUCCGUUCUCGCCUCAUAAUCUCAUAUUUUUUUUUUGUUUAAUUUUUAUUUUAAAAAAACUUCUCCUAAUUUGAGUUCUCAAGCUUUGAUACUAGGACGUGGGUUGUUGAUAAAAAUGGUUAAUGAGAAAUGGGUCGUACUGGGUUUGGUUUAAAGAUGGUGAAUUUGUCUAGUAUGGAAGAUGGUCGGGUUUUGAACUCAGGUGGUGGUUCAUUCCCUGACGUCUUUCACUUCGAAUGCCGAUUACAUCCGAAAUCGGCAUUCGGUUCUUUCAGCAUUUCCUCCAAAGCUUUGUACAAUCGCCAUCUUCGUUGUUUGUUACUUCCCAACCUCAACAAACGAAUGCUUUGAUCUUUCAAUAGAGGGGAAAAAAGAAAGAAAAAAUUAAAAAGAAAAAAAAUAAAAUAAUGGAACGUACGUAAAAUAUCAUUUAUUGUCUUCUUCUUUUUGGGUGUGUGUGUGUUUUUCUUUUCUUUUCCUUUUGUGGGAGUUUUUGGUUUCUUAGCAGGAAAUGAAUACAGGGUUUGGUUUGGCGUUACAAGCAAGUAAUGGAACGUUUGGAAUAAUGGGGACUCCAGAUGUAGAGGCUGGUUUUAUAGAGAAAGAUCCCACCAAUCGAUAUAGUCGGCUAUAAGGCAUUUGAUGAAGUUGAUGGAAUAGAAGUGGCUUGGAAUCAAGUGAAGAUUAAUGAUGUUUUGCGGUCACCUGAGGAUUUGGAGAAGCUGUACUCUGAAGUUCAUCUCUUGAAAUCACUGAAACAUGAGAAUAUCAUCAAGUUAUAUCAUUCCUGGGUGGAUGAUGAACACAAAACUAUUAACAUGAUUACUGAGCUUUUCACAUCUGGGAAUCUAAGACAAUACCGCAAGAUUCACAAAAACAUCGAUGUGAAGGCUAUAAAGAACUGGGCUAGACAAAUACUCCGUGGUUUGGUGUAUCUUCAUAGCCAUAACCCACCUAUUAUUCACAGGGACUUAAAAUGUGACAAUAUAUUUGUUAAUGGUAAUCAUGGUGAAGUUAAAAUUGGCGAUCUUGGAUUGGCAAUUGUCUUGCAGCAGCCUACUGCUCAAAGUGUCAUUGGAACUCCUGAAUUUAUGGCUCCUGAGCUCUAUGAGGAGAAAUAUAAUGAACUUGUCGACAUAUACUCUUUUGGGAUGUGCAUGUUAGAGAUGGUAACUUGUGACUAUCCAUAUAGUGAAUGCAAAAAUCCAGCUCAAAUCUAUAAGAAGGUUACCACAGGCAUUAAGCCUGCUGCUCUUCGCAAGGUGAGUGAUCCCCAAAUCAAGGAUUUUGUUGAGAAGUGCAUAGUUCCAGCUGCUGAGAGAUUUUCUGCAAAGGAGCUUCUCAAGGAUCCAUUCCUUCAAGUUGAAAAUCCAAAGGAAUUAACCCGUGAUCCAGUACUGCUAACCUAUAAAAGUUUCAAAGGAUUAAACUUAAAAUCUGGUCCUUCGACGAUGGACAUAGAUCCUGAUUAUAAGCAGCAUUAUGAAAGCACCGGCACAGAGAGCAACUUGAGUAGCCCUGAAAGUUCAGUCUUGGAGUUCCUAAGAACAAAUACAAGGCAUGAAUUUAGGUUGAGAGGAAAGUUAAAUGAUGACAACUCAGUAUCAUUGACCUUGCGUAUAUCUGAUUUUUCCGGUCGAGUUAGGAAUAUACAUUUUCUCUUUUACCUCAACACUGAUACGGCAAUUUCAGUAGCGGGUGAAAUGGUUGAACAACUUGAGUUAGCAGAUCAUAAUGUGGCUUUCAUUGCCGAGUUGAUUGAUGACUUGAUACUCAAGCUUGUACCUGGUUGGAAGCCUUCCUUUAAUAAUCCCUCGUCUGGGCCAAUAGGUUCCAAUGGAAUUAUUGAAGAUCAACCUUCAAUAGUAUCAGUUGCUUCCAAGGUACUGGAUGAAGAUGCUUCAACAAGUGAUGUUAAAAUAGAUGAGUUGGCUAACUGCAAUAACAAUGGAUGCUGUGAAGGCUUAGGUUGGUGUGGCUCAGAAUUAGAACACCCGGAUUCAUAUUCUGGUGACAAUAAAUUGCAAGGAGAUACCACCGGUGCUGGCAUCUUUGUCCCAGUUAACAAACAUAUGAAGAACUUGGAGUUACAGUUGCCAGAUCUAAUAUGUAGAUCUCAUUCUAAAAGCUCAACAAGCAGCUGUAAAUCAAUAUGCUUAGCAGAUAAAGGUCCAGAUGUUGAGCUUCAGAUGGAAUUAGCUUCCAUUGAGGAACAAUAUGAGCAGUGGUUUCAAGAGCUUUCUAAGAUGAAGGAGGAAGCAUUGGAGGAGACUAGAAAAAGAUGGGCAGAAAAGAAGAGGCUGGCGGGUCAUCAGUUGGGGGCAUGUUGAAAUCCUCUCUCCCAUUACAUACAUCCCAUAAUUGUGCAUAUUCUUGUUCUCUCUCGUUUUGGGAUUUUUUGUUUUUUUUAAUUUCCUCCUUCACUAAUCUAUGUUUAAUAGUGUGGAAAUGAAAUGAUUACCUAGAUUAAAUCUUGUUGGUGGUUUUUUUCUUUCAUGAAAUAUAAAGAUGUGGCAGUAGCACUAGCAGAACCAAUUAUAACUUUCAUCGAAUCUUUAAAUCAUUUUUUUAUUGAAAUAUAUAUAUGUAACUGUGGUGUACAUAAAUGACAAGUUUAGAAUAAAUGACCCUUUUGAGUCAAA
Molecule: messenger RNA, 2854 nt
Organism: Cannabis sativa
Lineage: Eukaryota; Viridiplantae; Streptophyta; Magnoliopsida; Rosales; Cannabaceae
Product: serine/threonine-protein kinase WNK8
Exons: 7
Coding region: 1031-2542 (503 amino acids)
Biological process (GO): intracellular signal transduction; protein phosphorylation
Cellular component (GO): cytoplasm
Molecular function (GO): protein serine/threonine kinase activity; ATP binding
Source: RefSeq, a predicted model, not a curated record